AUGCCACCCCAAGGCUGGCUAGACAUCCACGGACAUUUCUACCUACCCCAAGCACCAGGCGAAGCAGAAGCCCUAGCCGAAUCCUUCCGAGCAGCAUGCUUCAUGGUCUCGCGCCCCGUAACAUGGGAAGUCGAGUCUAUCCUCCGGUACAACGACUGGGCAAACGUCCAGAUGCAAAUGCUCUCAUACAUUCCACAAAGCAGUCUCGAGAAGCUCAAGGAAGCCAAUACCUACGCCGCGUCACUUGUGUCAAAAUAUCCCUCCCGCUUUGGACUCCUGGCGGCGCUUCCAACCGACGAUCCAGAGCUGUGCCUUAGCGAAAUCAAACGAACAACAUCGACAUUCGCGAUCCCAGCGGAUGGAUUCGCUGUGACGACCGUUUACAAGGGUGUCGGGCUGGGAGAUCCUCGUCUCGAACCUGUUUGGGAUGUGCUGAACUCUCGGAAGGCGGUUGUUCAUAUCCACCCUAAUGCUUACGCGGCGCCAACAAACGGUCGUCCGUCGCCAUUGAUUGAGGUGGCUUUUGAUACGGCAAGAACUGUUGUUGAUAUGCUUUACAAUGGUGUCUUCCGCCGCUAUUCUAAUAUCAAAUUUGUUCUAGCGCACUGUGGUGGAGUGUUGCCCGUUCUGUCUGGUCGGUUGGCGUUGCUUGGAACAGAGGAAUGGGUGCCGAAUCCGAAUGAGAUCACGAGAAAGGAGAUUGAGGAGCAGCUUGGGCGUUUUUACGUUGACACGGCUGCAACUGCGAAGACGGGGCUUCAGCCAGCUGUGAAGAUGGUAGGACUUGAGAACGUGGUGUAUGGGGCGGAUUGUGGAGCGCCGUGUUCUAUUGAACAGACUAUGGAGGAGAAUAGAAAAGAUAUCAUGGAUUUCGAAGCGCAGAAUGAUAUUCCUAGGGGUACAAUUCUUGCUAACGGGUGGAAGCUGUUUCCUCAGGCGGCGGCAAGGGUAACGGCGAAUGAUGUAUAA
This is a messenger RNA of Aspergillus oryzae RIB40, 969 nucleotides long. RefSeq names its product amidohydrolase family protein. Gene Ontology annotation, biological process: secondary metabolic process. Bases 1 to 969 code for a protein of 322 amino acids. The record is from RefSeq and is a predicted model, not a curated record. The transcript has a single exon. Gene Ontology annotation, molecular function: hydrolase activity; carboxy-lyase activity. Lineage: Eukaryota; Fungi; Ascomycota; Eurotiomycetes; Eurotiales; Aspergillaceae. Gene Ontology annotation, cellular component: cytoplasm.